AUAAAAAAAGACCUAAAAAAUUACUGCCCUGAGAGGUCCGACAGCACAUACCUCUGCUGCCCACGCUGGACACUUCCAGCUUCUUUGAGGAAAAGACUGAACGUGCGCAGCAGCUCUCCACACUUCCACUGGAGGAAACGAGUUUGAGCCGCGCUGAUCUGAAGGAGGUGUGACCUGAAAGGACUGUUUGAUCGUCCCUCUGCCUGCCUCGCCUUCACCACUGAACCCGGGAAGCUUUCCGUGCAGGAGCGGAUGAAACAACCAGUUGAGAGGGUUGAUGGGUAAAAAGUGAACGGAGGGGACACACCAUAAGGAUUCGUCGGUGAAGGAAACAAAUGCACGAGAUCAUAGCCUGGUUGCUUCACCAGGAUUGUUGCUACCUUACGUAACGUUAACUCAGCUUUGUGGAGGGACCGGCAGCAGGACGCUGCUGGUACCGAGCUGUUAAAUCACAGCGAAGAAACGCAGGUGGAAAGAGAGGAGUACAGUCACAAGUUUGUCCAUCCAGUCUUCAUUCACUCAGCAUGAUUGGUGAAGGCGCUGUCUCUCAUCGCCAGUGAGUACGUCGAGAUGAACGAGGGCCACAGACAGGGAGGAGGGGCUUUCACUGUGGAGGCCGAUGUCAUCCUCCACGCCAUGAACCCUGAACUGGUCACAUCUUCUGACAAAGAUGGAAAUUUAUGUCCAGGGUACAUCCAAGGAUUCCUGCAUGACGACCAGGAUUUCAGCCCUCCCGCAGUGUUUGAGAAGGAAUACCUGCUGGAUGGAAGACCGAUGGAGAAUAACCACAUCGCCCAUCAGAAAGAUAAUGGCUCGUACAUCUCGACAGCUGAUCAGUUUCACCUCUCCAAUGAUAAAGGAGCUCCACGACAAAAUUGUGCAAGCAGUGAAAUCCACAAUGGCGCCAGAGCUAAAGUGUCUUACAGUGGAGAUUCCUCUGUAUGCUUGCCAAGCCAAGCCAAACAGGAAACUGAUUGGUCAGUCUUAAAAUCAAACCUUGAGCACAGCGACGGCAGCCAGGAAGCUGGAAAUACACGGUCUCAAAAAGAGCCUGAUUUAGUAAUUGAAGUGGGCGGGCAGAAGAUCAACGCUCACAAGUCUGUCCUGGCAGAGAAGAGUGACUACUUUAAAGCCCGGCUGUCACGAGACAUCCUCAAAGUGAAGGGAGUAAGUUACAAGACGUUGUCUACAAUAAUAGACUAUGUUUACACUUCUCAGAUGAAUGUUUGCAAGGGCAAUGUUGUAGAUGUCAUCACAGGGGCUAAAAUCCUCCAGAUCCCCUGUGCCGUCCAGGCGGCCAUGGACUGCAUGUCUAAACAAAUCAGUGCAGAGAACUGCUACGAGAUCCUGACCAUCGCCAAAAAGCAACGACUCAGUGAACUGAAGGAGACUGCCUACGGAUUCAUGAGCGACAACUUCCUGCAGAUCCUCAAAGACCCCUCCGUUUACGGGCGCCUUAAUGGAUCUGAGCGGGAUCUGAUCCUGAAGAAGAGAAUGGAGGGAAGGAAGACUCUGAUGGUGGCAGAGAUAAACGAUGUGUUUGAUCGCGUCGGGAGCCGGCCGCCGAGCCGCUCUGGCAGCCGACCACAGAGCCCAUUGUCGAUUGGGUCUUUGGAGGAGAGUCAUAUGAUUUAUUACUUUAACGAAACAGCAAAUGAUUGGAGACCUUUAACUGCUAUGCCUGAGGACAUAAACACUAAAGGGUGCGGGAUCUGCAGCAUGUUUAACUACCUGUUUGUGGCAGGGGGAAUAAAGGGCUACGGGGACAAGGGCAAGGUUUCAGACAAGGUCUUCUGUUACAACCCCAUAACCAACCGCUGGACUGAAGUCAGACCUCUGACCCAAGCUCGUGCCCAGCUAAAGCUUGUGUCUAUGGAUGGCUACUUGUACGCCAUUGGAGGGGAAUGUUUGUUUACGGUGGAAAAAUAUGACCCCCGCAUGGACCGCUGGACCGCCGUGGCCCCCUUGCCCAAGGGAGCCUUCGCAGUGGCUCAUGAAGCCACAACCUGCAGCGGAGAACUUUACGUUUCCGGGGGAACUCUCUUCUACCGCCUCCUUAAGUACGACGCCAAGAGAGACGAGUGGCAGGAGUGCCCCUUUAAUAACAGCAGGAAGAAGUCCAGCGACAUGGUGGCUUUCAAAAGCUUCAUUUACCGCUUUGAUGUCAACCGAGAGCACGGCAUCACCGUGUUUAAGUACAACAGCAUUGUGAAAAUGUGGCACGAUUGCGCAUCACAGAGGCUUGGAAGUCAUUUACCCUUCAGGUGUGCUGUGAUCGGGAACUGCAUCUACUGUGUGAACAAAAGCCAGACUCUUCAGUUUGUAGUGGAGGAGGAGAACGCCUACUUUGUUGAGGAGACGCUGAGGGCGCCUCUGGAGGCAAAAGGCAUUCUUUUUCCUUUUGUUCUCACUUUGCCUGAAAAGCCUGAAAAAGUUACAUAGUGUGUGUGUGUGUGUGUGUGUGUGUGUGUGUGUGUGUGUGUGUUCCAGAAUAACACUAUAAUGUAUGUCGUGUAAUGAAACUGGAAUAAGCAGAAUACCUUAUAUACACUAUUCAAUGUCAGCUUUCUAUCUCAGUGUGUCAUUGCCUGCUUGUUAUGGAAUGUGUGUAUUUGCAUGGCAAUUUGUGUCUGCAGGGUGAAGCCUUAAAAGGAACAGUUUUUUUUUUUAAGAGUGGAAUGAAUGCAACAAUAUUUGUAUCUGACCAUAGAUAAUGAAAUAACGACAGUGACUGUAGGUUAUUUUGUGUAUUUCUUGUGUUCAGCUUGGUUUGGUGCCCAUUUGUAAUUAGAAUCGAUAUUAUUAUGAACAUAUUAACUAGUUGACUGGUAACAAAAACAAGUGUUUUGUUGAAAAAAAAAAAGAGUGGAAGAAGUCAUAGUGCGCCUUAAGAACGAUGCAACACAGGUUCUAUGCAAACGAGACAAAAUAAACAGUUUGGUCUGCUGUAAGGCUAUUUAAUACUUACACUAUAAUGGGAAACUGACUGGGAAGGAAUACAGUAUUCUUUGAACUAGGGCAGCAACUAAUGAUUGUUUUCAUUAUUUUGUGAUUAUUCGAUUGUUUGGUCAAAUAAAUAGUAAUGAAAACGUAGUGUUGCAAUUUUGCACUCCCCAAGAUGUCUUGUUUUAUCCAACUAACAGUCAAAAAACCCAAAGAUGUUUGGUUUACUGUUAUAUAUCAUAGAGAAAAUCCACACAUUUGAGAAAUUUGAAAUGACAAUGUUUGUGCCAUGUUUACCUAAAAAAUUAUGAAUCGAUUAUUGAAGUAGUAGUAGAUUAUUUUCUGUCGUUCAGGUAUGAGAUUAAUCAAUGAAUCAUUGCAGCUGUAAAUCGAACGCUGAUCUUCCCUGGCUUUGAAUUAAACCCGUGAGGUCAAAUUUUAGUCAGUCAAGCCACACAAAUAUUCCCUUGGUAAAACAUCUAAACAGCACGUUGUACCAUAAAGUAAUUCACGCAAAUUCUGCUCAGUUCAGUAUUUUCAAAGGGAAAAUACAAUCUUGCCAGAAAUA
Molecule: messenger RNA, 3511 nt
Organism: Etheostoma cragini (Arkansas darter)
Lineage: Eukaryota; Metazoa; Chordata; Actinopteri; Perciformes; Percidae
Product: kelch repeat and BTB domain-containing protein 11
Exons: 2
Coding region: 571-2442 (623 amino acids)
Molecular function (GO): protein binding
Source: RefSeq, a predicted model, not a curated record